Molecule: messenger RNA, 1110 nt
Organism: Chlamydomonas reinhardtii
Lineage: Eukaryota; Viridiplantae; Chlorophyta; Chlorophyceae; Chlamydomonadales; Chlamydomonadaceae
Exons: 6
Coding region: 53-445 (130 amino acids)
Biological process (GO): protein peptidyl-prolyl isomerization
Molecular function (GO): peptidyl-prolyl cis-trans isomerase activity
Source: RefSeq, a predicted model, not a curated record
ACCGGCGACCUACGCAGCUAAAUUUAUUGUGUUAGCAACCAGUAUUCUUAAAAUGGCUGCCAUUCAUAAGCUGGCCACCGUGGCCGUGGUUUGCGCUCUUUUCGCGGGCGCCUUUGCCGAGGACCUGAAGAUCAAGGUCGAGCACCUGCCCACGGACUGCGCCGUGAAGGCUAAGGCCGGCGACCGCGUGGCUGUGCACUAUGCGGGCCGCCUGGAGGACGGCAAGGAGUUCGACAACUCGUUCAAGCGCGGCGAGCCCAUCAAGUUCACCCUGGGCGAGGGCCAGGUCAUCAAGGGCUGGGACCAGGGCGUGGAGGGCAUGUGCGCGGGCGAGAAGCGCCACCUGCGCAUUCCCCCCCACCUGGGCUACGGCGAGCGCGGCAUCGGCCCCAUCCCCGGCGGUGCCACCCUGCUGUUCGAUGUGGAGCUGGUUAAGAUCAACUAAAGAUUUGAUGAAGUGGUCUUGGACACAGGCCAGGAUAAGUCUUUGGCACGGCCAAUGAUGGUAGUGGUGGUGGUUGUGAUGAUGGUAAUGGUGGGGGUUGGUUUAGGAGGCGUGCGCUGUGGUACAGUACGGUAGAGCGGGCUUGUGCAUGGCGGCUGGUGACUCGGGGCCACAGCUGGGUAUGAGGCAGGUUGUGCGGGGCCUGUGGGUGGCGAGCGUGCAGAUGUGAUGGAGGGCUUGUACUCCGACUCCGAGCCCAUGGCAGGCGAUGGCAGGGGAUGACGUGCGGUGGCUUCCGGCGCUGUAUGACAGGGUAUCGACGACAGGGAAUCGCUGUAAAGGAUGCAUGGCGACGAUGCACGAGACAGCAAGCAAGUGGUCCUGAGUCUGAGCUCUCUGACGUGACUAAGUGUCUGAACGGCGCUUUUGCGCUUGCAGCUUUGGCGGGUUCGUGUUCGCGUUAUCGCUGGACAGUUGACAAAGCCUUGGAAAGGGAAGCGAUCAUUCGUACAUGCGCAGGCGGUGGCGUGGUGGCGUGCCAGUCCCAUGCGCCCCGUGCCGGCGUCUGCUCCGCACUGCUCCGCCAAGCUCUACGCUGCAGUCUCUAACGCCAGCUCUGGCUGCACCUUCCAUAUGCUGACGGAGCGCUGUAAACACGUUCCGCG